Aspergillus vadensis CBS 113365 is the source of this 706-nucleotide messenger RNA. RefSeq lists its product as uncharacterized. The record is from RefSeq and is a predicted model, not a curated record. The transcript has 6 exons. Lineage: Eukaryota; Fungi; Ascomycota; Eurotiomycetes; Eurotiales; Aspergillaceae. Bases 1 to 588 code for a protein of 195 amino acids.
AUGGCCGUCUAUUUCCUGCUUCAUGGAGCUAUUGCCAUUGCCAGAGCGGAUAAUCGGAUUGCCUUGCUGAGGCAUGACUGGGUGUCCUUACUGGCAGCUGCUGCCGUCUAUAUUAUGAUUCCCGUGAUAUUGCAUACGGUCGUCCGCCGGUACUGUCAGGUGGUCCUGAAAAGCUACUAUCUUCUGGCGGUCAUGGUAAUGGUGGCCCUGGUGUAUUAUAUUCUCAGUACACGACUCUAUCUCUGUGAAUGGUUAUACCAGCGUCGACAGCCUGCACUGUUGCUGGGGCUAUACGGCCGAUCGAUCGACUUUUCUCUGUUUGGGACGAUCGUGUUCAUUGUAGAGGACAUUGACCACCAAUGCUGGCUGGGCGAUUGGAUGCAGGACCUUCUGGACCACGACUGCGGUGAAUUUAAGAUUCUUGAGUUUCGUCUGUAUUAUCUUACAAAGGGGACAUCCGUUAACCCCGGUGACGCGUUCGGAGAGCGAACCAAACUGUUUCAAGGGCCACUGAUGGCCAGAGAAAUCAUCCAAGGUUACCUGAGCAAGCGCCGUGGGAAGCUAGCUGUUGGUGUGUGCGCCCGCUAGUCGAUUCACCAACAAGUCCGGGAUGCAGUUCAGCCACAGACGGGGGCAGGCAUCAAACUUUUCGACUUCAACCUCGAACCGUGUCACACCUGGGAGGCCCCUUGCCGCGACAACGAUA